UUGAGAAAUUAAAAUGGAGUUUGAGAUACCUCAAUAUAAUUUUAAUGAAAAACCUCCUUCAUCAAAAUUACCAUUGAUUAUAUUAGUAGCAAGGUUACUUACUAUAAUUUGUAUUGUGGUUUCUAUAGUUUUGUUGAAGAGUAAUAAAGUUACUUUGGGAAAUGGAGCCAAACUUGAUUAUGAUUAUUACAACUCAUACAGGUACAUGCUUGGUGUAAUGAUAGCUGGAAUUAUAUACAAUACAUUGCAUAUUCCAUUUGCAAUGUAUUAUCUGAUAGCAAAGAAACAUAUCAUAAAGCACAAAAGCUUUCACAACUUUGAAUUUUAUGGUGACAAGAUAACAUUUGGUAUAAUAGCAACAGCAGCUGGGGCAGGACUAGGUGCAACUGUGGAUUUACAAAAAGUUGUUUAUACAGAAAAUAACUCAAAAAUUCAUGACUUUUUGGGAUUAAUGUAUAUUCCAAAUGCAUUUCUUGUUGGUGCAUUUGUGACCUCUGGAAUUUCUUCAAUCCUAUCAUCAUUGAGUACUCUCCACAAGAGUGAAUGAUUAUAUCUCUUAAUUAUGUAUAAUUCUAUGUUUAAGAAUUUCAGAAAUACUAUUAUUGUGUAGCUUUUUAUGAUUAAUAAUGUAUGUGUG
Molecule: messenger RNA, 637 nt
Organism: Solanum dulcamara
Lineage: Eukaryota; Viridiplantae; Streptophyta; Magnoliopsida; Solanales; Solanaceae
Product: CASP-like protein 4D1
Exons: 3
Coding region: 14-547 (177 amino acids)
Source: RefSeq, a predicted model, not a curated record